AUGGCCGCAAUUUCACCAGAACAACUAGCGCAAAUUACUGCCGCCGUUGCUGCUGCAUUUCUACAAAUUGACCAGACUAGAGCUACGCCGUUAACAACACCGUCAGUAAAUCCAAACAUCCCCCCAUUCGAGCAGUAUGACGCCAAGAAGGAAGACUUCAAGUUAUACAGGGAACGAUUCGAAAAUUACUUGCGCAUGAAGGAAGUGUUUGAUAACAAGACCAAGUCCGCUUGCCUACUUCUAGGGUCUAUUGGAGCGACACACUACCAGACAAUAAAUGCCUUAGUAGCGCCACAAAAGCCAUCCGAACUAUCAUACGAUGAGCUGAUUACCCAUUUAGAGAAACAUUUGUCACCUGAGCGGAACAUGCUCGUGGCCCAACACUAUUUUUUAUCAACUUACCAGUCUGGAAAACAGAGCAUCAGUGAAUACGUUACUGAACUGAAGAAAAAUUUAGGGGCAUGCAACUUCCUGGCAAAGUGUCAAUGUACUCAAGAGGUUUCAACAGCGGAACAAUUUUUAAGAGCGCAGUUUAUUCGAGGGUUGAAAGAUACCUGGAUCACCGAGCAGUUACUCCAGUCAAACCUCACAGAAUUUAACGAAAUCGUGAAAAAGGCAAUAGCUUUAGAAGCAGCUCGAACUGAUAGUCAAAAUUUAGCGAAAACUUCAACUCCAUCAACAAAUACAUCAAUAAAUAGUGUGAUUCCGAGCAGAGAAGGACAAUUUACGAAACGUCAGAGCCAAAAUUCUAAGCACAAUCGAAAGCCGGAUCAUAAUCGUCAUAGGUCAUCAUCACGCAACUAUCGACAACAGUCACACCAAAAUCGUAAUUCUUCACGAGGCCGGGUAAACUACCGUGAGUUAGGAAUUGACAAUAUGUGCUUAUUCUGUGGUCGUGACAACCAUACGUCAAAAGACUGUCGUGUACAACAAACAAACUUAAAGUGUACCGGUUGUGGCAAACAAGGACAUGUUGCGAAUGUUUGCAUUUCAACGUUAAUCAAAUCAAAACGUGAUAGUAGUGCACAUAAUACUACCUACAACAUUGAUAAUUUCAGUGUGAAUCGUAUUGAAGAUGUAUAUUCAUCCGAAGGAGACGAUACCCGUAAAUACUACACAUUCAUCAAUGUCGAAGGACAAGCAAUUCAAUUUGAGGUCGACUCCGGAGCGGGAUUCACGUUACUUCCAAAAGACCUUUUCGAUAAACUUAACUGCAAGCAAAAACUGAAACCGUCUAACCUAACAUUUCGUACUUACACACGUCAAACCUUUCAACCACAUGGGAAAGUACAAGUAAUGGUUCAAUACCACAAUUAUCAAAAUCCCACAUUAGAGGAUCUAUACGUAGUGCCUGAGGGGUAUGAUCCAUUAGUAGGUCGCGAAUGGAUUCGCCAUCUAAACAUUCAAUUACAGGAAAUCGAUAAACAGACCAGUAAAAAAUUAACACAAAUCCAUAGUGAUUACAUAAAUUCAAUUGAGUCGGUGCGUGAACAAUUUCCCAAUAUCUUCGAACAAAAAGUGGGAUGCGUUCCGAAUGUAGUGAUUAAGUUAGCGCUUCGCGAUAAUGUCAAACCUGUGUACACACGAGAACGGAGUGUUGCAUAUGCGUUACGCGAUAAAGUUAGUCACGAAUUAGAAAUGUUAGAAUCUGCCGGAAUUAUAAGUAAAUGUGAUGUAAGUGACUGGGGUUCACCACUUGUGGUGGUACAAAAACCACAAGGAGGAGUGCGGCUUUGUGUCGAUUAUAAAGUUGCCGUAAAUGACAGUUUAGUGAACGUGAACUACCCCAUUAAGCGCGUAGACGAAGUCCUUAACAGUUUGCGGGAUUCGUCUUACUUCUGUAGACUCGACCUUUAUAAGGCAUAUUUACAUUUACGUGUAGACAAAGACAGCAGUGUAAUACAAACUAUGUCUACCCACCAGGGGACAUAUCAUGUAAAUCGUUUGAGUUUCGGAAUUAAAACGGCUCCAGCUAAGUUUAACCGAGUCAUUGAUCAGAUUCUACGGGACUGUCCAAAAACAACCUCAUAUUUUGACGACAUAAUUGUGCAUGGUAACUGUUACAAAGAAUGCUACAGCAAUUUAAUUAAAUGCUUAACCAAAUUGCAAGAAAACGAUCUUCACCUGAACGAGGCAAAGUGCAGUUUUUUUCAGAACGAAAUCGAGUAUCUAGGAUACAUCAUAAGAAAAAACACCAUUGCAAAGUCACCCGAUAAGGUAAAAGCCAUAUUGAACAUGCCUAAUCCGAAAAGUGUUGCAGAUGUCCGGCGAUUUCUCGGCAUGAUAACUUAUUACGCAAGAUUACUCCCAAAUCUAUCGAGCAUGACUGCACCUUUACGAAAAUUAUUACAACACGAUAAUCAGUUCUUGUGGAAUCAAGAGUGCAACCAAGCAUUCAGCAAUUUGAAAAUGGAAAUUGCCAGUGACCGAGUUGUUGUACCGUAUGACCCCGAGCAACCAGUUUUAUUAACCACCGAUGCCAGUCCAUAUGGAAUUGCAGCUGUGUUAUCCCAUUCUACAGCCAACGAUGAACGUCCAAUUGCAUUUGCGUCCCGAUCCUUAACCAGGGCCGAGCAGAAUUAUUCCCAGCUCGAUCGAGAAGCAUUGGCGAUCGUUUAUGGUGUUAGUCAUUUUCAACCGACAAUCAACCUUUAG
Photinus pyralis (common eastern firefly) is the source of this 2655-nucleotide messenger RNA. RefSeq lists its product as uncharacterized. NCBI's taxonomy places the organism in Eukaryota, Metazoa, Arthropoda, Insecta, Coleoptera, Lampyridae. Gene Ontology annotation, molecular function: zinc ion binding; nucleic acid binding. The transcript has a single exon. The record is from RefSeq and is a predicted model, not a curated record. The coding region runs from base 1 to 2655 and encodes 884 amino acids.